ACACACCCUCAUUCGCAGAGGGCACACAGACACACACACAUAUCCUCUCACAUACUCACUCACAGCUGUUGAUACUUCUCUCUCUGAGAACACCGGGACAGCCGAGGAGCAGAGCCCGCAGGAACCUGGGAGAAUCUGCUGGCUGCUGGCUGCUCAACCAACGAGCAUCUGUAUGGAAAAUCUGGACAGACAAGUGAACCAGAACCGGUUUUCUGAUCGCAGCCUGGCUCUCACUUUCUAUCGUUCAUAUCCCGCUCUUUCUCUCUCAUUCUCCUUCUCGUCUUUCCCGGCUUCUCUCUGUGUUGGAAAUUGAGCGCAGACAGCCAUCAACAGAGAAAAACAGAGACAUGUGUUUUACCUCAGCCGCCUACUACUACUGCCUGUUCUCUCCCAUUCACUGACCAAGGAAGAAAUACAAGGUGAGAGUCCAAACAGCAGCCAUAGUGCGAGAGAGUGAGGUGAAGCAGGCAUGAGUGUGGACAGCCAUCAGGGGGUGGUAACGACCCCUCCCCCACCCAAUGGAGGGACUAAGGAGCGCUACUUCGACCGGGUCAACGUCAACGAUCCGGAGUACAUCAGGGCCAAGAACAUGUCACCUGACCUCCGGCAGGACUUCAAUGUUCUGGAGCAGAAGAAACGUGUCACACAGAUCUUACAGAGCCCCGCCUUCAAGGAGGAGUUGGAGAGUCUGAUCCAGGAGCAGCAGCGGAAGGGGAACAACCCCACCGGCCUGCUGGCCCUCAGACAGAUUGCUGACUUCUUCAUGGCCAGCUCAGUGGCUGGCUUCAACACCUCCCCCCUCAGUCUGGGGAUGGUCACUCCCAUCAACGACAUGUACGGAGUGGAAUCCACCACAAUGGUGAAAGGCGAAAAGCUGACACGCUGUAAAGUGGCCAGCCUCUACAGACUGGUGGACCUGUUCAGCUGGGCCCACUUUGCCAACUCCUACAUCACAGGUCGAGUCAGUAAAGAGCAAGACCACAUCCUCAUCAUCCCCAGAGGACUGUCAUUUUCUGAGGCGUCUGCAUCCAACCUGGUAAAGGUCAACAUCAUCGGUGAUGUGAUCGAACAGGGCUCCACCAACCUGAGGAUCGACCCCGCAGGUUUUAGCCCCCACGCUGCCAUCUACUCCAUGCGUCCAGAUAUCCGCUGCAUCAUACAUGUGCACACUCCUGCCACAGCUGCCGUGUCAUCUAUGAAGUGUGGCAUCCUGCCAAUUUCCCAGGAGGCAUUGAUCCUGGGUGAUAUCGCCUACUAUAACUACCAGGGCAGCCUGGACGACCAGCAGGAGCGCAGAGAGCUGCAGAAGGCCCUGGGGCCUACGACGAAGGUUUUGGUGCUGAGGAAUCAUGGUGUGGUUGCUCUCGGGGAAACCAUUGAAGAGGCCUUUCACUACAUCUACAAUGCCCAGUAUGCCUGUGAAAUCCAGGUGAAUGCCAUCUCGUGUGCUGGCGGUGUCGACAACCUGAUAGUGCUGGACCAGGAGAAGUACAAAUCACGAGUGCACGGCGUGGCCGCAGCGGCUGCUGUCAACAUGGCCGGCCAGUACAAGUGGAAGGUUGGCGAGCUGGAGUUUGAGUCUCUGAUGAGGAUGCUGGAUAACCUGGGCUACAGGACAGGUCACGCCUACAGGCACCCCAUCGUUCGAGACAAGCCGAGGCACAAGAGCGACGUGGAGAUCCCCGCCACAGUCACAGCAUUCAUGUUCGAGGAGGACGGGGACAACUGUGCCACACGGCUGCCCUUCAAGUUCCUGCAGCAGCGGCAGCAGAGGGAGAAGACGCGCUGGCUCAACUCGCCCAACAGCUACACCAAGGUCAGCGUGGAGGGUGGAGAGGAGCGCUACAACAGCCGGACAACCACGUGGAUGAAGGCAGAGGAGACGGGAACCCCGAUCCGGAUCGAGGACCCCAAUCAGUUUGUCCCUCUCAACACAAACCCCAGUGAGGUGCUGGAGAAGAGGAACAAAAUCAGAGAGCAGAACCGGUUUGAUGUGAUGACGUCAGGGCCGCGUUCUCAGCACCUUGCAGGCAUCCCUGUUGAUGCACCACGACGGGAUCUGGUGCAGAUAAAAGUUCUGCCAUACGUGCCCACAGAGGAGGAGCAGAUGGCUCCCCUGCCUCCCAACCCCUUCAGUGAGCUGUUAGAGAAGGACAUGGAGGAGUACCACAAGAACGUGGAGAGGAGGCAACUGGGACUCAGUGAUGGAGAGCACGAGCUAACCUCCGACGACGGCUCCACUCUCUCUCAGUCUCUGUCUCUCACCCAGUCCCCGCAAAGCACUCCAGCUAAAGAAGAUAACCACACGGGCCUGAUGAAUGGCAAAGACAACCACGGCGAUGGGGAUGAGGAGCUUUCCAAGCGCGUCAGCCAGCUGACCACCAGCGUGGAGAGCGUGGAGAUCACGGUGCGCUCCAGCGAGAAGAUCGAGGAGGCACUGUCCCCCGAGAGCUCGCCCUCCAAGUCGCCCAACACCAAGAAGAAGAAGAAGUUCCGCACCCCGUCCUUCCUGAAGAAGAACAAAAAGAAAGAGAAGAUGGAGGCCUGAGAGCAGACAGGCAGCAGGGGCAAGGCAGGCAGGAAGACCGUCUGCUCAGAAGAAGAAAGAGGGGCAGCAGCCACCUUUUCUGUUUAAUGUCUGUGUUUUUAUUUUGUCUCCGUUUUCAAUGUCCUUUUAUGUUUUUAAUUUUAUUUGAAUUUUUUAACAAAAGGUUUUAUGUGCAUAAGGAAGAAGAAUGGAUUACAUUAAAAAUGAAUUGGUUUGUAACAAAAAAGACAAGAAGAGGGUGUUGGGUGUCUACACCUGAUCACUUAUGCAGUAGUCUAACAGGGCUCCUUGGAAGCUGUAAAGUGUCAUUUGAGGCCAUUUAGAUCCUGAAUAACUGGCUCCUCCUGUGUUGUUUCCCAGGCUGAAAAUAGAACUUGAAACCACCUUGCAUAUUUCUUGCUUAAAAAUCCAAUUUUAUUAAAUGAUUGGAUUGCAACAUGGAUCUUGUAAAACUGCACAAGUUGAAACUAAACCUUUUUUUUUUUUUGUCAAGACUCCCCCGGUCUUUUAAGGUUUUGUUUUUACAUUCUGGUCACCUGACUCUGGGUAGGGAACUGAGAGGCCACAUGAAAUUUGAAGUCACACUGGAAAACUGGUCUCAGAAAAACAGCCACAGGGUUUGUGUUGAUUUAUUUACUGUGAGAGAAGUUUCCUCUCUGGCUCGCUCUCUCACACUCUUCAAACUUCUUUAAGUGCAGGCUUCUGAUACAAACCUUCUCUUCAGCUGAUUGUAGUUGAACUACAGAUGAGUUCAAGGGUUACUAGACUGGACGAGAUAGUGAGGAUGAAGGCUGUCGGCCUAUCACAACUAAGUUGACCUUAUCUCAAAGAGCCGCUGAAUCACUCAGAAUAUUUAUGUAGCAUUUUCAUAUCUUCUCCUCUUCAUCUCAGUGUUUUUUGUUUUUUUUGCCAAACUAAAUGGAAGAAAAGAAGAAACAAUCUCAAUUUAGUAAAGCGUUACUGUUUGUGUCUAGUUUGUCAUCUCAUGAAAUUUGAUCUUUUUUUAUUAAACACAAAUUUGGUAUUAGUCAACUCUGUUUUGUACUCGUUUCUAAGCUUUUACAGAGAAUACAGAUGUUACGCAUGUUUUCUCUUUUUGCAAGAACUGAAUUUAUAUGGCUGACUAUGUUCUGUAGUGAUGCCUGAUUGCUCAAAUUAUAUUCUAAUCUUCAGAGUACACAAAUUUACUAUAUAACACAGAUAUAUGAAAACUGGAUAUGUUGGCUAUAGAUUUUUAACUAUAUUUUAUUUUAUUGUGCUGCACUUUUCUUGUGGUAUAUAUAUAACACAUUUUAGUUGCAGGUGGUUUCACCAGUGAAGGAGAUUGUGAAGUAUUUGGUAAAAGUUGCGCAAGUAGCAAGCCAGGCAUGGUGUUGGAGAAAGGUCAGGACCCAGAAAGUCAGAAUGAAGUGAGAAAGAAUAGUCUUUCAUUGGUGUCACACAUGAGAAAUGAUCUCUACUUCUCAACUCAAAAAAAAUAAAAGAAAGUGUAGUGCUGAAAUACCACAUCAAACUAUCUGCAGUCAUCAGCUGAAAUGAGAACCAUGGGUCAUGGAGUGGGUUUUUUGUUGGUGUGUUUGUGUGUGUUUUUAAAGCCAUAUUGUAAUUUUUUUCCUCCAUUAUUUUUACCGAUGAGACAAGGGUUGCGAUUCUCGUCUGCCUGCUCGGGCGUCAAGGACCCUAACGAGACCUCUGUUAAAUCACCCCAGUGACUGCACCCCUCAGGCUCCCUAAAACUCAACUUUAUUUUUUCUCAGUAGCUACAUUCACAGCAGCUACGCUUCCUCGCCUAAUUUGCCAUUUAUUUCCUCCUGGGACUGGAACAUUAUAAGGAGGUCAUAUGGUCAUUUUAUUUUUAUUUGAUCGCUCUGCGAGCCCGGUCACCAUUUCAGUUUCAGCCUUCCCUCAUGUAAUUUCUCUAGUAAACACAAUUGUGUUGUAACUGUCAGAUGACCCACAGUUGAACUCUGCAAAGCCAAAGUGUGAUGGGCUGCCACAUAUCCUCCCCCCGCAGUUUAACCAGAUGUACCAAUAUCCCAGCUAGCAAUGUGAAGUAUUGGAUUUGGAGGGAGGGAGGGAGGGAGGGUUUAGGGACACAUCUUUAGCUGUGUUAAACGAUAGCUUUUGGCUCUGGGCAAAGAGCCGAGGUCACACAACUGAAAGAUGGAGAAGGGAGGUGUGAGUUUGGAAAUGGAAGUACAUAUGUGUGUGUAGUAGAGAGGGGCAGGGGGUAAGGACAACCUGACACUAACGCACCAUGUUUUUAUCAGUCUUUUUCUUUCAUACAAUCUCUCCUCCUGGAAAGUUUUUCAUCCUCCAUUUGUAUCGCAGUACACUUUCUUUUUUCUUUUAGUUUGCAGAGAGCACUAGGCUUUUUUUAUUAACCAUUUUAUGAGCAUAAAUUGCUCCCAGGUGAACUGAAUGUGCAUUGCAUCCUUUUUAUUUUCUCCUUUUCUGUUUCCGACUGUUUGCACCUAAUGCCUCUCUAUCCACCUUUUUUUCUGUUUUAAAAAAAGAACAAGCUUUGCUUUGGCAUGCCAGAAUGAGCCAAGCUACUUUGUGACCUGUGAAAAUCCUAUAUAAAUGGUUAUCUAAUGGAGUUGCUUUUAGAUGUAUUGCUAAUCAGUGUAAAUUCACAAAUAAAACUGUAUUUUAAGAAA
Molecule: messenger RNA, 5208 nt
Organism: Siniperca chuatsi (mandarin fish)
Lineage: Eukaryota; Metazoa; Chordata; Actinopteri; Centrarchiformes; Sinipercidae
Gene: add3a
Product: adducin 3 (gamma) a
Exons: 16
Coding region: 470-2548 (692 amino acids)
Biological process (GO): barbed-end actin filament capping
Cellular component (GO): cytoskeleton; postsynaptic density; plasma membrane
Molecular function (GO): actin filament binding
Source: RefSeq, a predicted model, not a curated record